Molecule: messenger RNA, 907 nt
Organism: Linderina pennispora
Lineage: Eukaryota; Fungi; Kickxellomycota; Kickxellomycetes; Kickxellales; Kickxellaceae
Product: uracil phosphoribosyltransferase
Exons: 1
Coding region: 229-858 (209 amino acids)
Source: RefSeq, a predicted model, not a curated record
CACCCAUUUCAUUGAUUGUUGCUGCAACAAAUGGUGCUCGUUCCGACGUGGGAACUGCAGCAUGUUUGCAGCUACUAUUGCCCGUAGAGCGCCUCAAUUCCACGUACACGUCACAUGCAGUACCAUCCCAUGGUAUAAAUGAGGCAUGGAGCCCUUGCUUUCACCCUUUUGCUUCUUCUAACAGCAUCCUCUUUAUUAUUCCAAGCACUUUAGUAUUUUUCUCCCGCAAUGGCCAACAUCCUCGUCAGCAAGCACCCUAUCGUCCAGCAAAAGAUCUCCGAGCUGCGUCACAGCGACAACACGGCGCGGCAGGUCCGCGAGCUGACCGACAGCAUCGCGCGACUGCUUAUGUACGAGGUCACGCAGGACCUUCGCCUGGUAUCCACCACUACCGAAACAAGCCCCGUGGGCCAGUACAUGGGCCAGCGGAUCGAGACAAAGCAGGCGCUGGUACCGGUCUUGCGCUCUGGCCUGGCCAUGCUCGGUGCAGCCUCGGACCUGUUGCAUGAUGCCGAGAUCCGCCACCUCGGUCUGUUCCGCGAGGAAUCGACGCUGGCGCCGGUCGAGUACUACAACAAGCUGCCGAAACAGUGCAACGUCGACGAAUGUAUUAUCCUCGACCCGAUGAUUGCCACGGGCGGCACGGCGGAGGCCGCGAUUCAGAUCCUGCACGAGUGGGGGGCGAAGGCAGUCAAGGUUGUCGCUAUUUGUGUUUCCCGCAAGGGCAUCGAGCGGCUGGCUGCAAAGUAUCCGAGCGUGCGGUUCUUUGUUGGCACUAUUGAUGAGGAACUCAACAGCAAGGGAAUCGUCGUGCCGGGCAUUGGCGACUGCGGUGACCGUCUCAACAACACAAAGUAGAAGGCUCCAGCAAAACUCAUUUUAUUGAAAUACAUAGGUCGUUAGGUUU